UUCUGCAGGCAAAGCCCGCGUGGGUUUUCCUGAGAGGGGCCGGGGUCUUUGCUUUCUUUGCAGCGAUUUCACUGGCAACUCCAUUGCUACUAUUGGAAAAUACACCUGGAAGGAGUACCCAUGGACCGAGACCUUGUAAGCGCCUGCAGCAUUGCAAAUGGCAGGAGUUUGGGUAUUUUCCGUCCUUUACUCUUGGGUUGCAGCAGCAGCCUGGCCCCCACGGUUUCCAGAGGGAUUCAGAGCUCUGCUGCUGUGCAGGGAGGGGUGUGAAUCACCAGGGCUUCCCAGCAUGGCAGGAAAUGCCAUGAGCUGCAUCUCUUGCAGCCCAGGGCACUGUCCCUGUGUCUGUUUGCCCAGGGAUCAAGCUGUGGCAGCUUCAGCCGGCCAGGAGCAAAUGCCUGCUCUGGCCAGGAGUGGGGACGAUGCCUGCAGUGGCCCCAAGAGAUGCUUCAGUCAAGCUGCUGCAGGAGAUUUUCCCAUGACAGUGCCAUUUGCUGCUGGCCAGUGGCCGCUGUCACAAUGUCCCCGUUGUGUCCCCUUGCAGAGUGCUCAGGGACAAUGAGCUGCUGGCAGUGAAGAGCCAUUCCCUGGAGGGGCUGUUCCUGCUGAAGCACCUGGAUUUGUCCUGCAAUGAGAUCCUGACCAUUGAGGAACGGGCUUUUGAGCCACUGCCUUUCCUGAAGUUUCUGUGAGUGAUCAAGUUGCUUUCUGGUGUUUUCAGUGCAGUCUUUGCAAUGGGCGCCUUUCCUGUGUUGGAAAAUGCUCCUGUUCUUGUCCCUAAACCUGCCCUGCUCAGAGCCCAGCUUAGCUGCAGAGGUCAAUGGUGAUGGCUGCCCAGCCACACCAAGGGGACAGAUCCCAGCAGGGUUAUCCACACAGAGAGGAGCCAUCAGAGCAGCCAGUUCUUGCAGCCUUGGCUGCACCCUGGCACAGAAAUAGCGUCAGCACUUGUGCCCUUCACUUCCCCUCCUGCUCAGGCUACAAACACUGAGAAAGCAGCAGUUUCCUCCCUCUUCCAUCCUGGAUUUGCACCUUUCCUCCCAAGAGAUGCUGCUUGCUCCCUCUUCCCGUAGGACAGGCCCCAUUCCUUUGUGUGACCUCCUCUUUCCCCAGAAACCUCUCUGGGAAUGGCCUCACGCAGAUCCGCAGCGGCACUUUCCAGGCCUGGCACGGGAUGCAGUUUCUCCAGGAGGUGUAAGUGGCCCCAGGGCUAAAGAAAGGCAUGGCAGGGCGAGUCUCUGCAGGCUCUCUGCAGGGUCAGUAGGCAAGAGCAGCUGUGCCCUCUGGAAAGCCCUGACUGUGCCUGUGGAUGUCAGCCAGGGAGCAGCAGGAGCGUGCAGCUGGAAGGGCCCUUUCCCCUGCCCUGCUCAUCUCCUGCACGGCUUCCUUGACACCGGCCAGGCCAUCGCCACGUGCCCGGCACACCCAGCUCCCGUCCCUGCCAUCAGCCCUGACAGAGCUCUCUUGUUCCUCAGGAUCCUCAGCCACAACCCGCUGGCUGUCAUUGCUGACGCUGCCUUCUUCAAGCUGCCCUCGGUGAUGUCUCUAGACCUGAGUGCCACCCAAGUGACUCCGCAGACGCUGCUGCUGCUCCUGCAGACCACGUUGAGCUUGGAAACCCUCCAAGUGCCCAGGGAAGUGGCCUGCUGCCUGUGCAAGGAGAGUCCCUUCACCGAGAGCCCGUGCAGGAGCAUCCUGUUCCCCUGCAAGAAGCUGUGCAGCACCAGCGCCCCGCAGUGCGCUCAAAGAAGUCUGGUACAGACACGGGGAGAAACACUGGACAUGGAACAGCCCAGAACGCUGAGCACCAGCCCAAUGUUGAGCCUCAAGCCCAAGGAGCCUUCACUGGGAGAUGACAGAACUGCAACACUUGUGAUUGCCUUGACCCCAAGUGCUGAGGAUGAUGUCAGCAGCCUGGACAAUUCCAGAAGCAAUUCCUAUCCCCCUCAGCAUCUCUUGGAGAACACAGGCAUACCAAGUGUUGAUGACGUGAGGACCCAGCUCAAGAAGAAGCUGCACAUGAAGAAACUGCACACGUCCAAAAGCAUCCAGACUGCAAAAAGCCUUCUCCCAUACCAGCGCCAGCCUCCCCGGCUGAAGGACGUGUUGGAAAAGACACCCUCAAGCUGGGAUCAACAGGAGAUGCAGUCACAUUUAAACCGACACCGAUUAAACCCCUCGGAUGUAGGCGGUGGAUUACACCGUGCUUACGGUGCCUCUGUCACUGGACAACGCAGAGAUGAGGAGGAAGAUCCAGCUCCCAGGAGGAACUACAUCAGGAGACACAAACGGCACAAGAGGGACGACAGGCGGAAUUGGGUUGGACAUAAGCAGCUUUUGUACCAGGUUUGGAGGUCGGGAGUCAAAGUGGAGCCAAAGCCCAGAGCUGACCAGGGUCUAAAGAGGAACCUGGAUUUUCUCUCUGACCCGUCGGUUCAGAGCCGCCCUGCUGCCAGCAGCUGGGGAGAGGCCUUGGCUGAAGAGGAGCAAUCCUCUCUAGGCAGGCACCCCCUGAUCUCCCCUGACACCACAGAGGAGAAAGGCUCCGUGCCCCUCAAUAAACCUUGGAGCCCCCGCAGUCCAGACGUUGCGCUGGUUCCAGGAGAACUCUUGGAAACCGCGCUUGAUCUUCACCAGCAGCUUCUGGAGGCGGACAAAGGGCUGCAAACGUUCAUGGCCCACGUGGAGCGAACCCUGAAGAUGGACUGCAGCCUGCCCCAGCUGAAGCAGGCCUGUGCCAAGAUGGUCUCAAAGACCAGGCUGCUAGUAAAUGUGCUCCGUGAGAGGCAAGAGAACCAGGAAGCCUCUGAUGCCAUGGACCAGUGUCCUCAGCAGGAGAACAUGAUCAUCCACAUGGCUUUGGGGAAAGGCAAGAAACUGCCAAGGAAGAAUCUGGAGGUUGUGGUGUACGUCAUCAUCUCUGUGGCUUUGCUGUUUUUCUUCAUCUUCGUUUAUCUGAUAGUGAAGUGUGUCUUCCAGAAGCGCUCCCGACCUCGUGAACCUGACUGCCAACGCUGCCACAGCAGGACCCUCUGCCUGAGAAGGUUCUGUGUAAAUCUGCCACAGCGAGAGAGGAAGGAUAACCAGGAGGCACAGGAUGUGGAGCAGAACUGGGCAGGGAGCUCCUCCGAGAGUUGCCCCUGUACUGACAGUGUCCAUGGUGCUUCCCAGUUGAAGAAGUCUGAAUUGUCGUGGAUUCAACGCAUCAGGCGUGUCUAUGAAUCCGAGAGAUAAGCAUCCCAGGAAGAGACAUGCAGAGAAGAACUCACGAGGAAGACUCUCAAGAAGAAGUUAAUGGGAUGCCAAGAAUUCUUCACCUCCCCAUUUAGUAUAGGAACUGCUUAGGCUCUGCUUGCAUGCUGUUUCAUUGGCUGUUGUUAUUCCCUUGGAUGCUUUUUGCUUGGCUGUAGUUUUCUUUCUGUCCCUGCUGAGGGAAGGCCAAAGGUUGCUGCAGGCAACCACGAGCUCGGGACACCCACAGAAGGCAUCAGUACCUCAGGGAUUUCCUCACCCCUUGUGCCAAUGUUUCUCCCUGCAUUUAAUAAAAGUUAAGAUUGUUCUCGUUCCUCCUGGUGUUGCUGAUGUAUUUG
Molecule: messenger RNA, 3590 nt
Organism: Catharus ustulatus (Swainson's thrush)
Lineage: Eukaryota; Metazoa; Chordata; Aves; Passeriformes; Turdidae
Product: leucine-rich repeat-containing protein 37A3-like
Exons: 8
Coding region: 1048-3234 (728 amino acids)
Source: RefSeq, a predicted model, not a curated record